Molecule: messenger RNA, 6964 nt
Organism: Melanotaenia boesemani (Boeseman's rainbowfish)
Lineage: Eukaryota; Metazoa; Chordata; Actinopteri; Atheriniformes; Melanotaeniidae
Gene: otud7b
Product: OTU deubiquitinase 7B
Exons: 12
Coding region: 347-3115 (922 amino acids)
Biological process (GO): protein K11-linked deubiquitination; protein K63-linked deubiquitination; protein deubiquitination involved in ubiquitin-dependent protein catabolic process
Cellular component (GO): cytoplasm; nucleus
Molecular function (GO): cysteine-type deubiquitinase activity; K63-linked polyubiquitin modification-dependent protein binding; DNA binding
Source: RefSeq, a predicted model, not a curated record
UUUACUUUGUCGGUGGUGGUCCGGUUUUGGGAUUUUACGCUUAGUCUCACACAUGAAUAUGUUAAAAAGUUAGAAAUAAAUUAUUUUGGAAGUGUAUUUGCAAUUUACAAGUUGGUACUCGCAGGAAAACUAAAUGGGACGAUGAAAACAUCAACGAGGCCGCUAAAGAUGUGGCUGACAGAGUAGCUAACGCCGGAGGACUUCUCCACCUCAUCCCUCCCUGUGCUGUCCUGUCCAGCAGAGUCUGCUUUUCUUUGUCUUUGUCUUUCAUAGUGUGUUAUUGUUUUUUAUUUUUUUUUUUUUUUAUGCUUGGACACAACCCACCAACUUGUGAAUUCAUGAUCACAUGACCGUGGAUAUGGACGCAGUCCUGUCCGACUUUGUCCGUUCUACUGGAGCUGAACCAGGAUUGGCCAGAGACCUGCUAGAAGGCAAGAACUGGGAUUUCACUGCUGCGCUCAGCGACUUCGAGCAGCUGCGACAGGUGCAUGCAGGCAACCUGACGUAUUCGUUCCCCGAGGAGCGGACGUAUCUGCCUCCUGAAAAGGAAAUGGCCAGGGUUGGGCGGCCUUUACUCCAUCGGCAAGAUGAGGUGGUGCAAGCUACAGAGAAGCGCCUGUCGAGGGGCAUCUCUCAUGCCAGUUCCACCAUCGUUUCUCUGGCCCGCUCUCACGUCUCAAGCACAGGCGGAAGCAGCAACGAGCCGCUUCUAGACACGCCGUUGUGCACCUUCCAACUACCGGACCUCACUGUGUACCGGGAUGACUUCCGGGGCUUCAUCGAGAGGGACCUCAUUGAGCAGUCGAUGAUGGUGGCAUUGGAGCAUGCAGGGCGGCUGAACUGGUGGACGAAAGUCGUUCCAAACUGUCAAAAUCUUCUGCCUCUAGCAACAAGUGGAGAUGGAAACUGCCUCUUACACGCAGCCUCGCUCGGUAUGUGGGGUUUCCAUGACCGCGACUUGAUGCUGCGCAAGUCUCUGUAUGCGCUGAUGGACCACGGGUUGGAGAGAGAAGCUUUGAAACGGCGGUGGAGGUGGCAGCAGACCCAGCAGAACAAAGAGUCUGGUCUGGUGUACACAGAGGAGGAGUGGCAGAAGGAGUGGAACGAACUGUUAAAACUGGCCUCCAGUGAGCCGAGAAUACACUACAGCACCAACGGCACCAACGGCACCGAGUCCUCUGAUGAGCCAGUUUAUGAGAGUUUAGAGGAGUUUCACGUCUUCGUCUUGGCGCACGUCCUCAGAAGGCCCAUUGUUGUUGUGGCUGACACCAUGCUGAGGGACUCAGGAGGAGAAGCCUUUGCUCCCAUCCCUUUUGGAGGCAUCUACCUGCCGCUGGAAGUGCCAGCUGCCAAGUGCCAUCGCUCUCCGCUGGUCCUGGCGUACGAUCAGGCGCACUUCUCUGCCCUGGUUUCCAUGGAGCAGAAGGACAGCUCCAAAGAGCAAGCAGUUGUGAUCCCACUCACUGACUCAGAGCACAAAAUGCUGCCUCUGCACUUUGCCGUGGAUCCUGGGAAGGACUGGGAGUGGGGAAAGGAUGACACUGACAAUGUGAUGCUGGCAAGCGUUGCUCUUUCUUUGGAGGCCAAGCUCCAGAUGUUGCACACUUACAUGACGGUCACCUGGCUGCCUCUGCCCUGUGAGCAGGCCCCUCUGGCUCAACCAGAGUCACCCACAGCCUCAGCAGGAGAGGAUGUCCGAACGCCUCCCGACUCAGGAGAGUCCGACAAGGAGUCAGUCAGCAGCAGCUCGAAUGGUAACGGAGAUGCAACCACAGGAUCAACGGUUAAUGGAAGCUUGUCUUUGGCAAAGAACAACUCAUCUUCCUCCUCUAGUUCAUCCAGCAGUGCAUCUGCGGGGGGCAAAGACAAAACUAAGAAGGAGAAGGAUAAAGAUAAAGACAAAAAAAGGGCAGACUCUGUGGCCAAUAAGCUCGGCAGUUUUGGAAAGAGCCUGGGCAGCAAGCUGAAGAAAAACGUGGGUGGCCUGAUGACAGGGAAGAACGCCGGAGCAGGAGGUGCCAAGCAGGAAGGUGGGGAGAAGAAGAAGGGCUCAUUUCGAGGGAGGAAGGGCAGCAAGGAUAGCUCGCCUUCAGCCCAAGUCUCCGAGGAUUCUGGGAAAGGCUCCCCCUCUUCCGGCAGCGAGCGUCUCAUCGGAACGGGGAGCAGCAUGAGCAGCAGCGGCGGGAGCAGCACAGAGAGCGAGAACUAUAAGUACAGCGCCGACGUGAAGGUGAGCCUGGGCAUCCUACGAGCCGCCAUGCAAGGUGAGAGGAAGUUCAUCUUCGCCAGCCUCCUGACCACCAGCAACCGCCAGCCCUUCCAGGAGGAGAUGAUCCAACGCUACCUUGCCGACGCCGAGGAUCGCUUCCAGGUGGAGCAAGAGCAACAGCGGCGGGAUGCAGAGAGGAAAAGCAUGACUAAUAACAUCCAGCCCCCUAAGAAGGAGGUGGUAGGUGGUGCAGAGCUAAGUUACCGGCCUUAUGAGGUGAAAGAGGAGCUAUCAGAGAACUUAACUCCUUCCUUCCCCCCGCUCAAGUCAACUCUUUUGAGCCCUUCCAUGUAUUCUGGUGUAAUUCCCAUACCCCGGCCCUCCUUCAUAGACCCGCCCCCCGUUCCAGCUAAUCUGACUCAGCAUCUUCACAUGCACAGCUACUUGGACACCCGCCGCCAGCUAGCCGGGGGCUCUCCAGCAACCUCGUACCCCGGCCUGCCUUCAUAUGCCACCCUUCCCCGACACUGUCCCACAACGCAAGGUCCCUCCCUCCCCCAGUACAAUAACUCCCAAGGCCCUUCCUCCCUGAGCCCCUCUCUUCUUGCCCCCUCGUAUCCCCCAGAGUUCGACCCGCCGGACUAUCCUGGGGCCGAACCCACCUGUGGGAGCUACACGAAUGGCUUUCAGGACAUGAGCACAAACCUAGACUCUCGGAGCGGGCAGCCCCCAGUUAGACACUACUCUCUGGGCAGCGCGGGCGGCCUGGCCAGCCUGCAGUCCAGCCGCUGUCGGACACCCAGCUGCAUCUACUACGGACACCCGGAGACAGGAAACUACUGCUCGUGUUGUUACAGAGAAGAGCUGAAGAAGAAGGAGACGGAGCCAGCCAUCCACAGGUUCUGAGCGGACCUCGCUACGGCUUGAAUUUAAAGAGUGGCCUUUUUUUGUGUUACUAUAAAACACCUUCUGGAGCAGACCAGCUUCUGAAUGGACAAGGGAAAGGCAGCAGUCUCCCCACUUUUUAUUUCUUAUUUUUCUCUUUUUGUCCUUUCCUGUUGAAGGUGACGAGAGUCGACACGACUGCAGAGUAAACAGUAAACAUAAAACUAACUGCACUUCUGUUACAUUUUGCUGUGACCCUUAUGCAGGUGUUGUGUAUGAGUGUGAGUGUGUUUGUGUGUGAACUACAGGCACUCCUCCUUUAUAAUAGAGUUAAACGCCUCGCUACCGUCUCCUUCUAGUGGAGAGAAUGUAUAUGGCAGGCAGCGUACAUAACACUACGUUAGACUCACACUAAGAGAUGCAAGCACAAAAUGAAAAGGCACAAGUAUUUCCACUCUGUAUGUGGUCUGUAAUAAUUUUUGGGUAAUUAAGGGUCGUUUGUUAGGGUCAUUUCAGUGUUACGCAGGUUUUAUACUAUCGUUAGUAGAUGCUUGAGUCACAUGUACGUCUGGAAAAUGUAAAUUCAUUCUCAGAUUUGCUUUUUGGUCACCGUUUGCGGUAUGCAAAUCGAAACAACCGUGUAACGUUAAUGGUUAACUGUUUCAUGGGCUGCUGUGGUGCUAACGUUACAGAAUGCAAAACACAAAUAUUCAUGCGUUCAGCAGCAUCUUCCUGGCAAAAACAAAUAUCUCUUAAAUUCUACAUUUCCGUCUAGUUUAUAUAUCUGUAAACCGGUUAAUGAAGAUGUCAGCUUUUUAAAGAUUAAGAGCCACAACGUUGGUCGAACGACUGACCGGAUGAUUUAGAACAAAGACAGCGUAGGAUCACAGCGCUAAGCUCACAUGCUGUUCCCAGGGCCCCAGUCAGAGUAUUUCAUGUCUUUUUUGGGAUAUUUCUCUUUCAAAGUUCUUCUUGUUUCCAUAAGCAUGGUUUGUGUUUAUUUUUUUAUUUUAUUUUAUUUAUUUAUGUUUUUUUUUACAAAUUGCUUGGGCCUGUUCACAUUAGCUGCUAACAUUUGUCCAAACCUGGUGUUAAAAUACAUCCUUCUUGCUUCCCGAGUGGUCGCUCAGGAUCAGAUCUCAGUUAGCUGUUCUCUCUGGGAAAAAGUCACAUAGCCAACGUCACCCCAUCAACAGAAUAUCAGCAGAUACUCUGACAUGAGUGUGUCACAUUUACCCGACUCCACAGCGGUAGAAAAGAAGCACAAAAUACCAUCACAGAGCUCAUUGUGGGCGAUAAGGACCAAUGUAACCCCUAAAAACAGAUUAGGGAAAAAUAAAAGACUAAUAAAAUAAAAUGACAAAUAAAUAAUACAAAUAAAUGGGUACAAAUAAAUAAUUAAUAAACUGAAUAAAAGUAAAUCAGGAAAAUGUUCAGCCUAAAACUUUUAUUUCUUCCGAAAUCUCCCACUUAUUGUUUCAUAAUUUCAGGUUAGACGACAUCUGUCAGUCUUUUGUUCAUUUUCUCUUUUAAGUGUCCAUUUGCACAAAGUCACCUGAGAAAGGUCGGAUCUUUGACGCUGUCCUGCCCUGAAAUGACGCAUCCAGGAGGAGUUUUUACCAACGACCAGAAGAGUGCGAAAACAUCCAGGUGGUUCUUCAACCAGGCCCAGGACUCAUCCUGUUUCUACAUGCAGUGUACUCUAGACUGGAUCUAAACGUGGACUUAAUCCAUCUUGAACACGCUCACGUCUGUAUUUUAAUGCUGUCUGGGACACGUGUUAAUACUAAAUGUGAACAGGUCCAUCACCAACAAAUUCUGUUAUAGAAAAAUGUCACAGAUUAUCUAAAAGUCACUCUUUAGAAAUUAAAUCCAUGUUUCACAGAAUCUCAUGAUCUUAAAGUCCUGCAGCCGUAGUUUAAUAAACAACAACACACUUUAUUAUUUAUUCAUUUGGUCCGUCACUGCUAAACCAAAAGUUCUACUGAAGGCGGUUUUUCUGUAUUUCUGGCUUUCGUUCCGCCGCAUCCAAACCUUUUGCACAAUUCAAGCACUUUGACGUGCGUAGACACAGGAAGUUGGACUCCUGUCCCGCAGAUUUACUUCUUCAGACACCUAUUUAUAGAGAAACUAGCUGGAGGGUUUUAUUUAAACUAAUAAUACUGUCACAAACUCAUUUCCAUUUGUCCCCAAGUGUAUACUCCUUUUUGCCGUCCCCAAAAUCUAGUAAACAAAGACUUUAUUUUUAAUUUUAUUGUUCUUCCUAAUAGAGAGGAAUAUGAGUUAAUAGUGGAGCUGCUCUGUUUGAGUCUCCUGUUACUUCACAUUCAAGACUUUCAGUUGGAGGAGUGACUACUAAAUCCUUUCCCUUUACGGAAAUAACCGAAUCUCUCCACUCAUUUUGAUUCAGGCUUUUCUUUAUCGAGGUUAUUAGAAAAGCACAAUUCAGUAUGCAGUUCACUGCCUUGGCCAGGCGAGGGCGAUGUUGUUUGUUUUUCUCUGUAACGCAGCAUUUGGCCCUGAUGUCCUCCACCCGACUGCAGACUAAACCAACCAAAAUGAUGAGGAGUAAUCUUCAGCAGUGCUAAUUUAUCACUUUGUAAUUAUAAUAUGUCCUGUGUUGCUGCAUUAAGAAAGAGGGAAUCUUUCUACUGUGGAUUUAAAUAAUACAAUAACACCCCAUCCCCCUAAAAAAAGAAAAAAAAAAAACAACUUUUGCUUUUUGAAUGUGUGUUGAAAUGUUCGUACUCGGGUUUUCAUUCGGAUGAGACCCAUUAAAUGUUUCCUCAGUUUGGGAAGAUGAUGCCUGUUUUUUUUUUGUGAGAAAUCAAUGGGUUUGUGUGCUUUUCCUUCCUCUAAAGUAAUAAUUUACUUACAAACCAUCAGCUCUUUUCUUGUGGUUUGUUUCUUUUCUGUAGUGAAACAGAUGCCUCAGAAACACCAGACUCUACAGGAUGCGAACACUUUUUUUGUAUGUAAGAAAAACAUAGGUUGAGAGGUUGUACAAAUAUGUUUCAGGUUAUUUUUGUAAGCCCAAAGUUUUACAGUGUUUUUAAAGGGUAAGAAUGUAUAUUGUUGGGUAAUAAGUUUGUAAAAGUCCGGGUUUGGGGAACGUUUGUGUUGACCAGAACAUGACAUGGCUGUUGAAGUAAAACCCUCAGAAGGGUCUUUUGAUAUUCGAGGCGCCCUCGUUGCAAACUAAUUUCCUCAGUGCUGCCCUGAUGAUUUGAGAAUAUAUAUUUAUAGUGAGAUUUUUUUAAAAAUAGGUUUCCUUGUGAAAUGUUUAGUUGAGAUGAUUUAGGAUGUUCUUUCUCACACGGCUAAUCGUCUAGCAGUCUGAUUGUUAUUUGUUUUGUGGCUUUUUUUUUCCAGUUUGUAAAUCUUGUUUACUUUUUAACUUUACAGCCACCGACCCGUGCUGUGCUAAAAUAUGACAAACGUUCUCGUUGACUCAGCUCAUUUCCUCCAAACCAGAAGCGAAAUAGCUCAGAAUUAAGUUUUGCAACACAACUGACCCCAUAUAUUUUCUAUGUUGUGCAACACUGUUGUUUCUGUGGGAAGCAGAAAACUUACCAUCGAUAACAUUAACGUGGAGUACUUGGAGUUGCAUGGGACUGGAACUGUUGCAUGUAAAUGGCAAAACAUUUUACCAAAUUUGUGCAUUAAUUUUGUUUCUUUUUUCUUGGUAAUUUGUUCUGUUUUGUUUUGUUUUUUUAUUUUAUUUUUAUUUUUUUAUUUUCUUGAGAGGAGAGCCCCAAGGCUGUGUGACAGUGCAAUCUGGAUAGGAAGAACAUCAGAUUUUAUGUUAGGUUAUUAUUAUUAUUAUAAUUAUUUUUUGCACCGUUUGAAUAAAUUCUCAUUGUAUUUCAA